AUGAAAGUAAUUUCUGAGUUUCGUUGUCCUAUCAUCUGUUCCUUGACAUUUACGAUACUGACAUAUUUAAGUCUGAACUUUAGUCGACGUUAUUUAAGACAAAAUGUCCAGAGUUCAUGCGUAUUAUUAUGGGCAUUACGACUUGGUGCUUAUUUGUUUUAUCGUAUUUUGAAAAUGAAAAAAGAUGCACGCUUCAACCGUAUUCGAGAUAGCCCAUCAAAACUUUUUGGUGUUUGGAUGAUGCAAGGUAUAUGGAUCAUCGUUACCUUAUUACCGACACUCUGCGUCAAUCAAAAACGUGUUGAUAAAAAGUUAACAACAACCGAUUAUUUGGGUUGGAGUUUAUGGUUAUUUGGAUUUUUAUUUGAAGUUAUUGCGGAUGGACAAAAAUAUGCCUUCAAAACAAAUCCAGCACAUAAAGGUAAAUUUAUCAACAGUGGUUUAUGGUCUAUUUCACGACAUCCAAAUUAUUUUGGUGAAAUAUGUGCAUGGACGGGUCUCUAUAUAAGUUCAUCUCAUAUGCUUCAAGGUAACGAACGUUUAUGUGCAUUAUCACCCGUAUUUAUAACAUUAAUGAUAUCAUUUUUAUCUGGUAUACCAUUACUUGAACGAAUAGCGAUGAAACAAUUUGGUGGGAAUUCAGCAUAUCGUACAUAUCGUAGUCAUGUACCAGUACUAAUUCCAUUUAUCAGUUUUUCAAAAAUAUAA
Messenger RNA from Didymodactylos carnosus, 708 nucleotides. NCBI's taxonomy places the organism in Eukaryota, Metazoa, Rotifera, Eurotatoria, Philodinida, Philodinidae. The record is from the annotation of a GenBank genome assembly.